Molecule: messenger RNA, 888 nt
Organism: Mesocestoides corti
Lineage: Eukaryota; Metazoa; Platyhelminthes; Cestoda; Cyclophyllidea; Mesocestoididae
Source: the annotation of a GenBank genome assembly
AUGGUGAAAUUGACAACUGACCUUGUUGAGGGGGCUAUGCAAUAUACAAAUCCACUUAAAGACCGAGAGCUUGAUCUUAGGGGCUACAAAGUUCCUGCGAUUGAAAAUUUGGGAAGUACUCUCGAUCAGUUUGAUACGAUCGAUUUUACGGACAAUGAGAUCCGCAAACUUGAUGGUUUCCCUCUUCUUCAACGCCUAAAGGCCCUCAUCCUAACGGACAAUAAAAUUGUUCGUAUUGGUGAAGACUUGGUAUCCUCUGUUCCUAAUCUUGAAACGCUUAUUCUCACGGACAACAACAUUGCUGAGCUUAAGGAUCUUGAUCCACUGGCUCCUUUGACCAAACUGACUUUUCUCUCCCUCGCGCGAUGCCCGGUCACAAUGAAGAUGAAUUAUCGCCUUUAUGUCAUUGGGAGGCUGCCACAGCUUCGGUUUCUCGACUUUAAACGAAUAACCCAGUCAGAGCGGAAACAAGCUCGUUCCUACGUAAAGCAUUUGACGCCGCUUGCUCCGUCUUCAACUGGUACUACAGUUGCAAAUAGCAGCAACAAGGGGAAGGCGUCUGGCACCGCUGCCGUAAAAACCUUUGUUCCAGGUGCCCCCGUCGGUCAAAAAACAAGCAACGGUGACAACUCAAAUGCAUCUGGUACCACAAAAACCCAACAGAAAUCUCCGGCCUCUAACCAAUCAAGAGAAUUUCCUCAAGCUACUCUCCAUGCGGGUGUAAAACGUGUCAUGCUGAGUGGCGGAAGCAAUCAGGACCUCUUAGCUGUUCAAGACGCCAUCAAGAAAGCCAAGACCAUGGACGAAGUGGAAAGACUCCACCAGAUGCUGAGCAGCGGCCAGUUUGCUGGGUUCGCCGCUCACUGGCACAAGCAGCAGAAAGGCUGA